AUGGAAUGCCUUUCCUUUUCUAUUCCAUUCGUUUAUGUGUUUUAUUUAUUGACAAUAGUACAUUUAUCUCCAGGAAAUCUGGGAUAUAUAGUAGGGAGAGAGCCUGAAAUGAUUGGCUCGUUUCGUGCAUGCUGUUCACCGAUAUUAUCAAGGACUGGCCUUUUCAUUAACAAAAGCUCAUGUUGCAAAUAUGUAUUGCCUUCGUCUAGAACACGCUUUCAACAUCUCGGUGAUAGAACAGUUAAUUUGGAAUUACUGCUGACGAAGUUUCUGUUUCGGUGCUAUUCAUCGAAAAGGUCUAGUGGAGUUGGUUCCCGCAAGCGGAAGCUUGAUACCAAACCAGUAAUGAAGGACGAUAAGGAAGCGUUUUUUGUUGUCCGCAAAGGUGACCUCGUGGGUGUUUACAAAAGCUUAAGCGAUUGCCAAGCUCAAGUUGGAACCUCGAUAUGUGAUCCCCCAGUCAGUGUGUACAAAGGUCAGGCAAUGCCAAAGGACACUGAGAAGUAUCUCAUGUCUUGUGGACUCAAGAAUGCACUUUAUUCCAUCAGAGCUUCUGAACUUACUGAACAUUUUUUUGGCCCUCUUGUGCCUUGCCAUUUCCAGCCUUCUUCUAGAGGGGAAACAUCUGCCGAGCCCGUAACCAAGAAAAGGCCCCAGGUAGCUUUGUGGUCAGAUUAUGGGGAGGCAGCUGAACCUACGUUGUCUUCAAAUGAUGCCUUAGCAAAGCAUUUCAAAUUAGAACCUCAUAGAGGAGUUGACCAGAAUCAACCAGUUUGUCGAUCAUGUACCAUCGAGUUUGAUGGUGCUUCAAAAGGAAACCCAGGACAAGCUGGGGCAGGUGCUAUACUAAGAUCCGAUGACGGAAAUUAUAUUUGUAGGUUGCGGGAAGGCUUAGGCAUUGCCACAAACAAUUUUGCCGAAUAUCGUGGGUUUAUACUAGGGUUGAAAUAUGCACUUCGCGAAGGGUUCUCGAGCGUUCGAGUUCGAGGUGAUUCCAAACUCGUUUGCAUGCAGAUUCAGGGAUUAUGGAGGGUUAAAAACCAAAAUAUCUCAAGCUUGUACGAGGAGGCAAGGAAAUUGAAGGAUAUGUUUGGUUCUUUCCAAAUUAUUCAUGUGCUAAGGGACUUGAAUUCAGAGGCUGAUGCCCUUGCUAACUUGGCCGUGGAGCUCGCGGGUAAAAGUUGCAUCUCUUUGUACAAUUCUUCAUUAGUUACUAAAGCUAUCUAUCUAUUUGUUUCAUUUUUGGUCUCUUAUGUGAUUUUUCAGAUGGACAAAUUCAAGAGCAGAUUGAUAAAUAGCUUUGUAGUCCGAGAGAAAUGGCACUAAAGUAUAUAUACAGAUUAAUUGCUACUGGCCUUUCAUCUUUAACCCCUCAACUCAAAAUUGAACAGUUUAGCUAUUGGCAACGGUGACUGAAGAGGAUUUUUACUUUUGUGGAGUUUGUUGUUUCUUUUCCUCUGGAUUUAUCCGAUUUCAGUAUGCGGAUGGUAUUCAUAAUAUUGCAAUUUCGAGUGGCUAUUUAGUUCACAUCCCCUGUAAAGAAGCACAGACAAGAUUAUGAAAGUUGGAAGUAUUUUGGCCGAUUAAGAAAAGUAGUGUUGAGGAGAGGAAAGGUGGAGCAAAUGUUUUGUAUUUCCUGAAUUUAUGGAACGGAACAAUCCCAGCAUGCAGUAAUAUAUAUAUAUAUGUUAACAUUUUGAGCCUUUUCUAGUAUUAUUAUCAGUCGUAUUUUUCUGUGUGGCUACGGGGAACAUCAGGUGUCUACUAAAUUACUUUGCUAGAUAAAUUGGCUUAUUGUCGUUCCAAGAUGUCUUGUAUUUGGCUCAGUGUUUGUGUCCAUG
This is a messenger RNA of Striga asiatica, 1841 nucleotides long. The record is from the annotation of a GenBank genome assembly. Lineage: Eukaryota; Viridiplantae; Streptophyta; Magnoliopsida; Lamiales; Orobanchaceae.